Micromonas pusilla CCMP1545 is the source of this 1059-nucleotide messenger RNA. RefSeq lists its product as uncharacterized. The transcript has a single exon. Bases 1 to 1059 code for a protein of 352 amino acids. The record is from RefSeq and is a predicted model, not a curated record. Lineage: Eukaryota; Viridiplantae; Chlorophyta; Mamiellophyceae; Mamiellales; Mamiellaceae.
AUGGCGGCGCGCGAGGAGGGCGACGACGCCACGGACGCGCUCGUCGCGGUGCUGGGCGGAAAGGUGCACAUCUCUCGUCGCCGCCCGGACUUCACGCUCCCGCCGUUGCAUCGCGAUCUGCGCCUCUCGUCGCACGCGCCGCUCGCGGACGCGUCCUCGAGCGGCGGCGGCGGCGGGCGCGCGACGUGCCCCACGUGCGCCGCGUCGAGGCGGUUCUUCUGCCACGGAUGCCUCCUCCCGCUCGUGCCGUUCCCGCGCGUCCGGUUGCCGUGCGACGUCUACUUCGUCACCGACCGUCGACAGCGCGCGUCGAACGCGACGGGCGUGCACGCGGCGCUGUCGUCCCCCGAUCGCGUCACGCUGUGCGCCGCGAGCGACGUCCCCGCGCUGGACCCGAGACACGCGGUCCUGAUGUUCCCGUCCGAGGAUGCCACGUCCGUCGCGGAGCUCGUCGCGGCGCGCCGCGCCGGGUUCGCGCGCGGGAGCGACGGCGACGGCGACGCGACGGACGAGCGGGAACGACGGGAACGCGAACGCGGCGGCGUCCGCGCGGUCGUAAUCAUCGACAGCAAGUGGCAGGGCGCGUCGCUGAUCGCCUCCUCGCCGCGCCUGAGAAACCUCCCGCGCGUGUCCCUCAAACGCCACCGCACGUCGUUCUGGAGGUUCCACCCGCAGCCGAAGAGCCAGGAGAAGCGCGACGCGCGCGACGCGCUCAAGGCGAGAGGGGAGGACGACGGCGACGAGAGGGUGUGCUCGAUCGAGGCGCUGUUUUUUUUUCUCCGCGAGCUCCACGACGCGCUCGGGACGCACGGGGAUGGGGACGGGGGGGGACGCGGGGACGACGCGCGCGGGGACGAUGACGACGGGACGUGCCACUGCUUCGAUGACCUUCUGUGGUACUUCGCGUGGCAGCACAAGGUGAUCGCCGAGGACGCGGCGACGCGGGAGUACCACCCGAUCGCGCCGCAGCGGUUGAAGCGCCGAGGACGCGCGGCGGCGGCGGCGGCGGCGGAGGGAGACGACGACGCGUUCGACGACGACGACGACGAUAGGAAUUAG